AGACUGUUCCCAAUUCCGCGUUAAAUCAAAGCCUUCCCAAUUCUUUUCUCCAUCCAUUCAUUCAUUCCAAACUCAGAACCAAACCGAAUGAGAGCAACUUUUUCUUCAAUUCUUUCGUUAUUCUUCCUCUUCUUCGCAAUCUUCACCUUUCCACAAUCUUCCGGCGACUGCUCCGAUUUCGAUCACGCACAAAUGGCUGAUACCAGAUCCGGCGGGAUCUACGAUUCUCCCACUUCUCAAAACUCCCUCGAAACUGAAUCCCUCGCUCGAUUCGCCGUUGAUCAACACAACGCUAAACAGAAUUCGCUGCUGGAGUUUGCGAGAGUGGUGAAAGCUCAGGAACAGGUUGUUGCUGGUACAUUGCAUCACCUUACUAUUGAGGCUGUUGAUGCCGGUGAGAAGAAGAUCUAUAAUGCUAAAGUUUGGGUUAAACCCUGGUUGAAUUUUAAGGAACUUCAGGAGUUUGAGCAUGCUGGUGCUGGUGAUGGACCUUCAUUUACUUCUGCUGAUCUUGGUGUCAAAAAGGAUGGUCCCAAGCCGGGGUGGCAGUCUGUGCCAACAGAAGACCCUCAAGUUCAGGAUGCAGCAGAUCAUGCUCUUAAGUCCAUCCAGCAGAGGUCCAAUUCACUAGUGCCCUAUGAACUCCACGAGGUUUCUGAUGCGAAGGCUGAGGUCAGCGAUGAUGUUGCCAAGUUUGAUUUGCUUCUCAAGCUCAAGCGAGGAGAAAAACAAGAGAAGUUCAAGGUAGUGGUGCACAAGAAUAACGAAGGGACUUUCCAACUUAAUCAUUUGGAAGCAGAUCAUUCCUAGUAAUCUUGAUAUGAAGCUUGGUCACGGUAGGAUUAUAGGCCUGCUUGGACCCUAAAUUUGCACUUAUUAUAUAUGGGCUGUGUAUCGUAUAAGACUCACUCAUAACUAGUAUGUUUCGAAUAUUGCUCUUGUUUUAUAAGUCUCAACAAUUAUAUGAGUGGCUGUCCUUUUCUUUA
Vicia villosa (hairy vetch) is the source of this 986-nucleotide messenger RNA. Its product is annotated as cysteine proteinase inhibitor 6-like. The record is from RefSeq and is a predicted model, not a curated record. Bases 88 to 810 code for a protein of 240 amino acids. The transcript is spliced from 4 exons. Lineage: Eukaryota; Viridiplantae; Streptophyta; Magnoliopsida; Fabales; Fabaceae. Gene Ontology annotation, molecular function: cysteine-type endopeptidase inhibitor activity.